UCCAACCCUUCGCCACUUCACUCUCCCAACCCACACCAUUCUCCUUCAAACCCAAUCCCACCCUCUUCUUCAACACUUCUUCUCUCCUCCUCCUCCGUUCAAGAACCAACCCCUUCCUCACUCGUGCCGACGACGACGGAGACGGCGGCCCCGACGACUACGACAUGGACGACGAGGAGCUCGAAGAGGUCGACAACAAGAAGGACUUUGACAUAGAGUACGAACCCCUGGUCGCCACCGCCGCCGACGGUGAUAUUGCAAUGGUGCAGAGCGAGAGCUUCGUUUCGACGCAGGGUUGGGACUCCGAGACGGUGGUAGAUUACAGAAUCAACGAAGAUGAGUUCCACAAGAUUUGCUUAGCUGACUGCGACUUCUUCAUAAGGAAGCCCCCUGACCCUGACAACGAUGUCUAUGAUUUCAGGGAGAUGUAUGUGACUCCUCCGGAUACAGAUGUUUAUUCAAUCCCCAAGGUGCUUGCGCCAAUGCCUCAAAAGUACAUUAGAUGUGCUGUAAGUGAUUAUGGAUGCUACAACGUGACAGAGCCACCUAUUGAUGCACCUCGAGAUCCUAUGUAUAAAACUGAGAGGGAAAUCUGGAAGGUGUACUUGACAAAACACUACAAAAAUCGAAGGCAGGGUGACCCAGAGUUUGUGCUGGAUUUCGAGGAGAUUUACAUUAUUGAUUCUAAAACCAAGUCAAUUACAAGAGCUAAAGUUGUGGUAACAAAUCCUGGAGGGAGAAAUAGAGAUAGGAAGACCGACUUGCUUGUUAUAGCUGAUCGUGGGAACUCCUUUAAGGUUAUAAAUCAUAGUGAAAAGGAUGACCCAACAACUGUCAUAGAGAGGGAAGAGUGGACCACUUCCCGGCAAGAAAUGGAGAACCAUCUUAGAAAGCUAAGAGACUUCAGCAUUUCCAAUUGGUUCUAGUUAGUGAUUACGUAUUGGUAUAAGACUUUCUUAUGGAUAUUGAUAGUUGUUAGUUGAUACACACGGCAUGAUAGGGGGAGGUUGGGCAUGGGCACAAGUAUAUACAGCAAUUAGGCAUGGAAAUAUUAUGUAGCAUUCCAUUUUUGAAAUUCUGUACAAGUGUCUUGAUCUUAUGUAUAUUCUGUUUGUAACUUGUUAGAAGUGUGGUUGUUGGAAUUCAAUGAGAUUUGAUCUGCCAAUGUUAUGAAGGAAAAAACCACUUAUGCAGGUUUCUUUUA
Molecule: messenger RNA, 1204 nt
Organism: Arachis duranensis
Lineage: Eukaryota; Viridiplantae; Streptophyta; Magnoliopsida; Fabales; Fabaceae
Product: PLASTID TRANSCRIPTIONALLY ACTIVE protein 6, chloroplastic
Cellular component (GO): plastid-encoded plastid RNA polymerase complex
Source: RefSeq, a predicted model, not a curated record